Molecule: messenger RNA, 1385 nt
Organism: Cariama cristata (Red-legged seriema)
Lineage: Eukaryota; Metazoa; Chordata; Aves; Cariamiformes; Cariamidae
Gene: TIMP4
Product: TIMP metallopeptidase inhibitor 4
Exons: 5
Coding region: 159-824 (221 amino acids)
Biological process (GO): negative regulation of membrane protein ectodomain proteolysis; negative regulation of endopeptidase activity
Cellular component (GO): extracellular matrix
Molecular function (GO): protease binding; metalloendopeptidase inhibitor activity
Source: RefSeq, a predicted model, not a curated record
UCAGAGUGAGCAUUAGAGGGCUUUUCUAAACCAUCCGUGUCUGUUGAAAUCGAACUGCACGCGGAAGAAAUCAGCUAGCUAUUAGAAAGUUUAGCUAGAAAACCAACAGUAAGAAAGCAUUUUCUCUUGGCUGACCAGUUAGCUGUGCUGAAGGCAACAUGAGCCGUGUAGUUAGUACCUUGCUGUUUUCAGUGCUUCUACUUCUGACCCACAGAAUUGAGGAGCUGGUGGAGGCGUGCAGCUGUGCCCCUGCUCAUCCGCAGCAGCUCAUCUGCGACUCGGCUUUAGUGAUUCGAGCAAAAAUAUCCAGUGAAAAGGUGGUUCCUGCCAGUGAUGAUCCUCUUGAUACCCACAAAAUGAUCCGGUAUGAAAUCAAACAAAUAAAGAUGUUUAAAGGAUUUCAAAAGCUCAAGGAUGUCCAGUAUGUCUAUACCCCUCUUGAUUCGUCACUCUGUGGAGUAAAACUAGAAGCUAACAACAAAAAACAGUAUCUUUUGACAGGCCAAAUUUUAAGUGAUGGUAAAGUCCUCAUCCAUUUAUGCAACUACAUUGAACCAUGGGAUGAUUUAUCCUUGUCUCAAAAGAGGAGUCUUAACCAGAGAUAUCAAAUGGGCUGUGGCUGCAAAAUUACUUCCUGCUACACGGUGCCCUGUUCAGUCACUACACCAAAUGAGUGCCUCUGGACAGACUGGCUGAUAGAAAGAAAGCUAUAUGGGCAGCAAGCCAAGCACUAUGCCUGUAUCAAGAGAAGUGAUGGCACUUGCAGCUGGUACCGAGGUGAUCCUCCCUCAGAGAAAGACUUUAUUGAUAUCAGCGAACCUUAAAAUGAUCACUUCCUACAAAGCCUUGGAGUCUAAUUCCACCACACACUGCACGCUCACAGCUUUGAACUGCCAUUGUCUAAUGUAUCUGUUGCUUAGAAACAAAAACAUACUGUCCUGUACCGCUAAAGUACCAGUCUAUGGAACUGGCACUCAUGCAAGAUGAGGAACAAAUCUCCUGGAGGUAGCUACUCUGUAAAGUUAUGCUUUGUACAGAGAGGCUCAAGCUGAGAAUGCUCCUCCGUGUCCUCUAAGGCGUAACAAGUUUCCCUUUUACCAAUAUGAAUGUAUAAGAACAAAUGAAUUGCCAGAAUUUUGUCCCCUAUUUCUGUUAACCUACAGAUUAAGAGAGUCCCAUGUUUUACUCCAAAUCUUUCUGAACAACUAUGGAAUGUUUUAUAGAACUAUUUUUUUCUGUAUGAAAGUCUUCUGAUACAAAAGAAUUAUUGUACAGUGUAUAUGUAAAGUAUUAUAACAAUGUACUAUUAAAAAAGAUUCAAAAAGCCCUGUAUUUCCCUAUCUGUUGAAACGAGUUGAACACUUCUGUGAUUAAAACAAUCUGUG